Molecule: messenger RNA, 666 nt
Organism: Notothenia coriiceps (black rockcod)
Lineage: Eukaryota; Metazoa; Chordata; Actinopteri; Perciformes; Nototheniidae
Product: bromodomain-containing protein 1
Exons: 3
Biological process (GO): regulation of transcription by RNA polymerase II
Cellular component (GO): nucleus
Source: RefSeq, a predicted model, not a curated record
GUGCCUGACUACCCCUCCCACAUCAAGCACCCGAUGGACUUCUCCACCAUGAGGCAGCGCAUCGACGCUCAGGCCUACAACAACUUUGAGCAGUUUGAGAACGACUUCAACCUCAUUGUGGAUAAUUGCAUGAAAUACAACUCAAAGGACACUUAUUUCUACCGGGCGGCCGUUCGCCUCCGAGACCAGGGCGGGUCCCUGCUGAGGAAGGCCCGGAGAGACGUGGAGAUGAUCGGCUUCGACUCGGAAAGUGGCAUGCACCUACAGGAAGCUCCGGAAAUCAAAGCAGAAAGAUCCUUUUCCUGGGAGGACGUUGACCGCCUACUAGUACCAGCCAAUCGGAUGCAUCUGUCUCCAGACAAGCAGCUGCAGCAACUGUUGGAGAAGUUUGACCUGACCUGUGCCAUGAAGUCCAGCCCCUCCCGCAGCAAGCGCUUAAAGCUGCUCAAGAAGACCAUCAACGAUGUGCGCAAUGAAAUGAGCCUGAAGAGGGUCCUGCCCUCCCACCACCAUCACUAUCAUCACCACCAUCACCACCACUCUUCUUCUUCCUCCUCCACAACCCCCUCCACAUCAGCGUCAUCAACCGCCUCCCACCCAGAGUUGAGUAAACCUAAAGAGGAGACAUCGAAGCCCAAUGGGCACUUUCCAGAUGAUGAGGACUGA